This is a messenger RNA of Perognathus longimembris pacificus (Pacific pocket mouse), 4158 nucleotides long. RefSeq names its product SCY1 like pseudokinase 2 (gene Scyl2). Bases 389 to 3178 code for a protein of 929 amino acids. Gene Ontology annotation, biological process: protein phosphorylation. Gene Ontology annotation, molecular function: protein kinase activity; ATP binding. The transcript has 18 exons. NCBI's taxonomy places the organism in Eukaryota, Metazoa, Chordata, Mammalia, Rodentia, Heteromyidae. The record is from RefSeq and is a predicted model, not a curated record.
UGACGUCAUGCCAGGGCCAGCAGGUCUUUCGCUCUUCCCCCUCUGGUAUUCUUCCUUCCCAGUCCCUUCCCACCCUUGCCCGGUUCCUCCUUACGUCCCCGCCCGGGCGGCUACGCGGGCGGCCGAGGCCAUGGAGUAAGCGGACUGUCGCGGCCAGGUGCGGGGAGGGCCGAAGGAGCACAGCCUGGUGGCACCUAGGGGGCGGGGGAGAACGAGCCCCAGCACCGCCCCUCCUGGGACGAGAGCCGGGAGGUGAGUGAGGGAUCGCGGGCUCCCGCGACCUCCCGCGGUGGCGGAGCCGUCGCCGUUGCCGUCGUUUGGCUUCUAAGGGCGGUGAGGGGAGAAUGGAGAAGGACCGGCGCGCGGGGUAACUAUAACUACUGCAGCCAUGGAGUCCAUGCUUAAUAAAUUGAAGAGUACUGUUACAAAAGUAACAGCUGAUGUCACUAGUGCUGUUAUGGGAAAUCCUGUCACUAGAGAAUUUGAUGUUGGUCGACAUAUUGCGAGUGGUGGCAAUGGGCUAGCUUGGAAAAUUUUUAAUGGCACAAAAAAGUCAACAAAACAGGAAGUGGCUGUUUUUGUCUUUGAUAAAAAGCUGAUAGACAAAUAUCAAAAAUUUGAGAAGGAUCAAAUCAUUGAUUCUCUAAAACGAGGAGUCCAACAGUUAACACGGCUUCGACACCCUCGGCUUCUUACUGUUCAACAUCCUUUAGAAGAAUCCAGAGAUUGCUUGGCAUUUUGUACAGAGCCAGUUUUUGCCAGUUUAGCCAAUGUUCUUGGUAACUGGGAAAAUCUACCUACACCUAUAUCUCCAGACAUUAAAGAUUAUAAGCUGUAUGAUGUAGAAACUAAAUAUGGCUUGCUUCAGGUUUCUGAAGGAUUGUCAUUUUUGCAUAGCAGUGUCAAAAUGGUUCAUGGAAAUAUUACACCUGAAAAUAUAAUUUUGAAUAAAAGUGGAGCCUGGAAAAUAAUGGGUUUUGAUUUUUGUGUGUCAUCGACCAAUCCUUCUGAACAAGAGCCUAAGUUUCCUUGUAAAGAGUGGGACCCAAAUUUACCAUCACUGUGUCUUCCAAAUCCUGAAUAUUUGGCUCCUGAAUAUAUACUUUCUGUGAGCUGUGAAACAGCCAGUGAUAUGUAUUCUUUAGGAACUGUCAUGUAUGCUGUAUUUAAUAAAGGGAAACCUAUAUUUGAAGUCAACAAGCAAGAUAUUUAUAAGAGUUUCAGUAGGCAGUUGGAUCAGUUGAGUCGUUUAGGAUCUAGUUCACUCACAAAUAUACCCGAGGAAGUCCGUGAACAUGUGAAACUGUUGCUUAAUGUAACUCCAACUGUAAGACCUGAUGCAGACCAAAUGACAAAGAUUCCUUUCUUUGAUGAUGUUGGUGCAGUAACUCUUCAAUAUUUUGAUACUUUAUUCCAAAGAGAUAAUCUUCAGAAGUCACAGUUUUUCAAAGGAUUGCCAAAGGUUCUAUCAAAACUGCCUAAGCGAGUAAUUGUGCAGAGAAUUUUACCUUGCUUGACUUCAGAAUUUGUCAACCCCGACAUGGUACCUUUUGUUUUGCCCAAUGUUUUGCUGAUUGCUGAGGAAUGCACCAAAGAAGAAUAUGUCAAAUUAAUUCUACCUGAACUUGGUCCUGUGUUUAAACAGCAGGAGCCAAUCCAGAUUUUAUUAAUUUUCCUACAAAAAAUGGAUUUGCUAUUGACCAAAACCCCUCCUGAUGAGAUCAAGAACAGUGUCCUACCGAUGGUUUACAGAGCACUCGAGGCUCCUUCCAUUCAGAUCCAGGAGCUCUGUCUAAACAUCAUUCCAACCUUUGCAAAUCUUAUAGACUACCCAUCCAUGAAAAAUGCUUUGAUACCAAGAAUUAAAAAUGCUUGUCUCCAAACGUCUUCUCUUGCUGUUCGUGUGAAUUCAUUAGUGUGCUUAGGAAAGAUUUUGGAAUACUUGGACAAGUGGUUUGUACUUGAUGACAUCCUGCCCUUCUUACAACAGAUUCCAUCCAAGGAACCAGCUGUCCUCAUGGGAAUCUUAGGUAUUUACAAAUGUACUUUUACUCAUAAGAAGUUGGGAAUCACCAAAGAGCAGCUGGCUGGAAAAGUUUUGCCUCAUCUCAUUCCUCUGAGUAUUGAAAACAAUCUCAAUCUCAAUCAGUUCAAUUCUUUCAUUUCCGUGAUAAAAGAAAUGCUUAACAGAUUGGAGUCUGAACAUAAGACCAAACUGGAGCAACUUCAUAUAAUGCAAGAGCAACAGAAAUCUUUGGACAUAGGAAAUCAAAUGAAUCCUUCUGAGGACACCAAAGUUACACACACUGGGAAUCAGCAGAUUGACAAGGUUUUUAACAAUAUUGGAGCAGACCUUUUGACUGGUGGUGAAUCAGAAAAUAAAGAAGAUGGGAUACAGAAUAAACAUAAAAGAGGGUCACUUACACUUGAAGAAAAACAGAAAUUAGCAAAAGAACAGGAGCAAGCACAGAAAUUGAAAAGCCAACAGCCUCUUAAACCCCAAGUACACACAUCUAUUGCUCCAGUCAAACAGACAAAGGACUUGACGGACACAUUGAUGGAUAAUAUGUCAUCUUUGUCGAGUCUUUCUGUUAGUACUCCUAAACUUCCUGCUUCCAGUACCUUCACUUCUGUUCCUCCAAUGGGCCUUGGCAUGAUGUUUUCAACACCAAUCGAUAAUACAAAGAGGAAUUUGACAAACGGCCUAAAUGGCAACAUGGGCUUUCAGACUUCGGGAUUCAGCAUGCCAGUUAAUUCAAACCAGAACUUCUUCAGUAGUACAAGCACACCUGGAGUGAACAAGAUGACUCUGGGAGCACCUCCCACUCUGCCAAACUUCAGUGCUCUGAGUGUUCCUCCUGCUGGGGCAAAGCAGCCCCAACAAAGACCCACGGAUAUGUCUGCUCUUAAUAAUCUCUUUGGCCCUCAGAAACCCAAAGUUAGUAUGAAUCAACUGUCACAACAGAAACCAAAUCAGUGGCUUAAUCAGUUUGUACCUCCUCAAGGCUCUCCGGGUAUGGGCAGUGCGGUGAUGGGCGCACAGGUGAAUGUGAUGGGACAGUCUGCCUUCGGUGUGCAGGGUAACCCUUUCUUUAACCCACAGAACUUUGCACAGCCACCACCUCCUAUGACCAAUAGCAGUUCAGCUAGCAAUGAUUUAAAAGAUCUUUUUGGAUGAAGGGUUUUGCUCCUAUUUUUGCAGGUUUACUUCAGUUUUAAUCAUGAGUAAGCUGGUUUACGUCUUUGUAUAGUUGGCUUGAAGAAACCACUGUGGAAGGAAAAGUCUGUGAAAGAAGGCACUUGUUUCCAUGCCAGCCAGCAUGACAAUUGAAUGGACUCCUAAUCAGUUGCAUUUUUUUUAAAGCACUGAGGAUUUUUUUUCCUCUCCCAAACUCCUCUUCAGGUUUUUAAUAACCCAAUCCUUAACCAAUCUCAAAGAGAACAUGGACAACUGAAUUAAUCUUGAAUAGCAGAAUUUUUAAAUCAAAUGUUUAUUUUAGCUUGUAAAUCUUGGUGUUAUUUAAACAUUGAGUUGCUGUAACUUCAAGCUCACCUACUACAUACUAUCUGGUACAGAGUCUACCUUCCUAAGUCUUCAUUUUAAUAUGUGAGAAAUCUUGAUGCUGUAUUGGCUUGUUUGCAUUUAGUGUGACUGAAUGAGAAUGAUACAUGUAAAGAGGAGGAUCGGGUUAUUUGCUUUUUCCAAUUUUAUUUAGCUUUUCAGAUGAACUAAUGUUUAGUACAAAAGACUGAGCAAAUACUGCAGACCUUAACUUUGAUUUCAUUGGUUUGAAAAGCAUUAUUGAUCAUCUUAAAUGCAAACUAAUCAUUGUAAAUUAUAUUUUAGCAUGAUCUGCCUCAAAUAAUGUAUUUUUCUGCAUCUACUUGAAAUUUAUUUAGAAUCACUUUUUUUCCUACUGUAUCACAGAAGAGCUAUGUACUUGAUUUGUACAGAUAUUUGACAAAACACUCUGAUGUGAUUUCCCUGUUAUCUUCAUAUUUCAUUUUAAUUCACACUUCUGAGGUUUCAGCAUAUGUAAAUUACAUUUUCAAGAAAAGAUUUGUAAAAAGUAAACUAUAUUUAAUGAGUAAACUUUUGAGAUUUCUGUAUUGUUUCAAAUGUAAUAAACUUCUUGAAAAUAAACAAUUGUAUCUUCU